Hymenoscyphus albidus is the source of this 3065-nucleotide messenger RNA. The record is from the annotation of a GenBank genome assembly. Lineage: Eukaryota; Fungi; Ascomycota; Leotiomycetes; Helotiales; Helotiaceae.
CGAACCUACUCCUCAUCGUCAACACCACCCACCCUGCCUCAAUCAUCGCAACAAUACUAUCGCCGUGGUUAUAUACGCCGUUCGAUCGCUAGCUCCUGACAAUUAAUUGCACUGUCAUGGAGCCUUCGAGUAAGAAGCGCCGCCUUGCGCCUAAAGUUGCCGAAAAACCACUGCAUGAGCAGGUAAGGCGGACGAUAAAGAAUGUCAUGAAUCUCUAUGGAACACUCACUAACCGAAUUUCCAGUCGCCGCAGAUGCGAUACGACUACAAGGCUAUGCCUCCAGUCCAAGAUGCAGCCCCUCCCCCAGAGCGCACCGACUUCGAGUCCUUUGCGCGACAUUUGCAAGAUGCCGCAAUGCUCAUCUAUGCCCAAGCCAAUCGCUCGCCAUACACAAGCGCCUCCGUUCUUCUUCUUCGCUGGGAAGAUGACUUGAGUGCGGAACCAGAUCUUGCGUCGUUGGAAAAGGCAUUUCGCGAGAUAUUCAACUAUCGGACAGAAACAUGGAGCAUUCCAAGCUGCCCUAACCCAAGCGUCAAAUUGUCCAUGCAAAUGGCACAGCACAUUGAAUUUGCUCGUUCUGAUCACCUCUUGAUUGUCUACUAUGCCGGUCAUAGCUUUAUUGGCACAGAUCACAAUCUCUACUGGGCAUGGUAUGAAUGAAAAUACACAGCCUCGUUGGGGUAAAGCUAAUUUGUAACAGCAACCUUCGUGAAGAUUCCUCUAGAUUGAAGUGGGAAGGUGUCAGGUGCCUCCUAGAGGAUGCCCAGUCUGAUAUCUUGCUCUUGCUGGAUACUUGCGCUGUUGCGGAUGCUCCUACGGCUGGAAAUCAUGGCGUUAAGCAGGUAAUCGCUGCUUAUACUCCCGAUCAAGUUGGACGGGAUGUCGGCCCACUUUCUUUCACUGCCAAUCUGGUUGAUAGUCUCAAAAGACUUGGAAGUGGCCGUCCUUUCAGUAUACAACGUCUACAUGAAGAGAUCAUCGCACAGAAGCACAAUAAUAUUCUCAUUCACCAAUCCCCUCUGGCCAAUGGCUCCAGUAAACCUACAUCCGCCCAUGAGCGUAUGCCAGUAUGCUUCUCAUUAACACCUGGCUCACUUCAGAGCAUCACGCUCUCCCCAAUUGGUAUGCAGCAAGGCAUGGCUGGAGGAUCUGGCAUGUCACCAAUGGGCUCCCCCGAAAAUGAUCUUCAAUUAGGACCAAACAGUCUCGGUGGCCAGCAUGGGAUCAAGGUUAACUCAAAUUCAGAUCUCGCGUUUGAGGAAAUGCGCGCUCUAGUUUGCACAACUUUCCUGGGUGAACCGAGUCAGGACAUGGCUUCCUUUAAGCAAUGGUUACAUAACACUCCAAUGGCAGCUUCCAAGAUUGCUGUUGAGGGUAUGUUCCAUGGCCCUCCAACCGUUCUCCUUGUUUCCAUGCCUAUCGCAGUCUGGAAUGUUGUUGCUGCUGAUAGAACUUGCGCUUUCCUGGGCUACGUAAACUCACAUAACAUGGCAACCGAAUAUCAGCAUCUUGUUGGUGGAAUCUCGCCGAUUGGCAAAGCAGCAACAUAUAGAGAGCUUGAGGAUGGCAAAAUUCUUCUUGAGGCUCGUGAGGUAGCAUCCACAACGCCAGUCAUGAUACGUCACGACAUAAUGCGUCCAGAACCUGCAAGACCAAUGGGUACGCCAAGUACAGUGAACCCAACUAUCUAUCCAGAACCCAGUUCCUCCUCAGCUAUAGUGGAACCAAAAGAAAAUGUCGAGGAUUCGGUUGAGAUGCACGAGGCGGCGGAGCAGCUUAAGGCCCUUAGUCACGUUCGCCAUGUCAGUCACGAUAAUCUUGCUAAUGACCGAAAUCAUUCUCACUUACCUUCAGAGGACUCGCCUGGCUUGAGAAGUGCCCGCGAAGAAUCUGCGUCCUCCCAAGAACAAGUAGACUCCGGUACCGAAGAACCAUUGUACAAUUCUGAAUUUAAUUCUCCGGCCUCAAGGCCAAAACCACGAAGAUCCAUACAAAAGCAAGGCCCAAAACAAGACACACGGUGUACACUGUGUAGCCAUGCACCCUUCAAAGACUCGUCGUCAUUACGAAAACAUAUCGCCGCGGCUCACACCAGACCGUUUCCUUGCGCCUUUUCCUUUGCGGGCUGCACUAGUACAUUUGGUUCCAAGAACGAAUGGAAACGACAUAUUGCCUCUCAGCAUCUCUGCUUGACUUAUUACCGAUGCUCCUCCUGUCCUCAGAGCUCGGUGGAAGGGAAGGGCAACGAGUUCAAUCGAAAAGAUCUCUUUACUCAACAUCUCCGAAGAAUGCAUGCCCCAUUUGCUAUCAAGAAAGCUAUUGCAAAAGGCGACAGUAAGCUGCAACUAGAAUGGGAAUCCCAUGUAAAGGAAAUGCAAGCAUCAUGUUUAGUUAUUCGGCGUCAGCCACCCCAACGCUCUGCCUGCCCCAAACCUGAUUGCGCAAACGUUUUUGAGGGCGCAGGAAGUUGGGACGACUGGACUGAGCAUGUUGGUAGACAUAUGGAAAAGGGAGAGGCUGGUCGACUUGGUGUAGACAGACUCCUUGCACGUUGGGCUCUUGAGCAGAAUAUCAUCGAACGAAAGGAAGAUGGUGAAUACAGACUCAUUGGCACCGAGCGCGAAGGAAAUGCCGGAGGCUACUAUUCCGACGGCAAUGGCGUGAGUAAAAAGGAAAUGGAUGAGAAAGGUGACAAUGAGGGUAUGAUUCUUGAUGCAUAAUGGUUUUUAGGAUAUUUAUUGAAAGUUACAUGGUAAAUGGGUUAAAAGAAUUGGCGCAGGGCAUACCAUAGGGAGGGGUUGGUUUGGUUGAUUUGGUGGAUUCUAGCUUACUUGCCCCUUUUUUAUUUUUUUCCUUCUUGGAAGCCCCUCGGGUCUGGAGUACAAAGUCUUCUUCUUUUUUCGCUAGGUUUCCUUUUUCUUCGCUAUUUGCGUAGCAAUGAGUAAGGUUUACUCACUGCCUCUGGUUCUCCGUUUACUUUUUUUCCGUUGCUUUCUUUUCUAAUGCAUUCGUUGUGCUAUCCUAGUUUUUAUUAUGUAGCCUUUCUUCUCGAAUUAAAUACGUG